AUGAGUGAUGAGCGGCGGCUGCCUGGCAGUGCAGUGGGCUGGCUGGCAUGUGGGGGCCUCUCCCUGCUGGCCAAUGCCUGGGGCAUCCUCAGCGUUGGCGCCAAGCAGAAGAAGUGGAAGCCCCUGGAGUUCCUGCUAUGUAUGCUUGCGGCCACCCACAUGCUCAACGUGGCUGUGCCCAUUGCCACCUACUCCGUGGUGCAGCUGCGGCGGCAGCGCCCCGACUUCGAGUGGAAUGAGGGUCUCUGCAAGGUCUUCGUGUCCACCUUCUACACCCUCACCCUGGCCACCUGUUUCUCUGUCACUUCCCUCUCCUACCACCGCAUGUGGAUGGUCUGCUGGCCCGUCAACUACCGGUUAAGCAAUGCCAAGAAGCAGGCGGUGCACACAGUCAUGGGUAUCUGGAUGGUGUCCUUCAUCCUGUCGGCCCUGCCUGCCGUUGGCUGGCACGACACCAGCGAGCGCUUCUACACCCAUGGCUGCCGCUUCAUCGUGGCUGAGAUCGGCCUGGGCUUCGGCGUCUGCUUCCUGCUGCUGGUGGGCGGCAGCGUGACCAUGGGCGUGGUCUGCACAGCCAUCGCCCUCUUCCAGACGCUGGCCGUGCAGGUGGGGCGCCGGGCUGACCGCCGCGCCUUCACUGUGCCCACCAUCGUGGUGGAGGAUGCGCAGGGCAAGCGGCGCUCCUCCAUCGAUGGCUCAGAGCCCGCCAAAACCUCUCUGCAGAUCACGGGCCUCGUGACCACCAUAGUCUUCAUCUACGACUGCCUCAUGGGCUUCCCUGUGCUGGUGGUGAGCUUCAGCAGCCUGCGGGCCGACGCCUCAGCGCCCUGGAUGGCGCUCUGCGUGCUGUGGUGCUCCGUGGCCCAGGCCCUGCUGCUGCCUGUGUUCCUCUGGGCCUGCGACCGCUACCGGGCCGACCUCAAGGCUGUCCGGGAGAAGUGCAUGGCCCUCAUGGCCAAUGACGAGGAGUCAGAUGACGAGACCAGCCUGGAAGGUGGCAUCUCCCCGGAUCUGGUGUUGGAGCGCUCCCUGGACUAUGGCUAUGGAGGUGACUUUGUGGCCCUAGAUAGGAUGGCCAAGUAUGAGAUCUCUGCCCUGGAGGAGGGCCUGCCCCAGCUCUACCCGCUGCGGCCCCUGCAGGAGGACAAGAUGCAGUACCUGCAGGUCCCGCCCACGCGGCGCUUCUCCCACGACGACGCGGAUGUGUGGGCCGCCGGCGACGGCUGCACCGGACGACUGCACUGGCACCGCAUGUUCCUGGCUGAGUGA
Molecule: messenger RNA, 1269 nt
Organism: Mandrillus leucophaeus (drill)
Lineage: Eukaryota; Metazoa; Chordata; Mammalia; Primates; Cercopithecidae
Gene: GPR153
Product: G protein-coupled receptor 153
Exons: 6
Coding region: 1-1269 (422 amino acids)
Biological process (GO): G protein-coupled receptor signaling pathway
Cellular component (GO): membrane
Molecular function (GO): G protein-coupled receptor activity
Source: RefSeq, a predicted model, not a curated record